CGGUGACUUGACGGAUAAAUGAGUUUUGAAGGAGAGCGACGCUUCUCGUCAGCUCCUUGAGGGAAAAGUGAGCGUCGGGCCGUCGCACCUGAGCUCCCGUUAUCUCGCUUAGCCCGUCUGAACUGUAGUUACAGUCCACAACACGGUUUUAAAAUAUGCUAAGUGCGGGUAUAUCGCUGCAUCUGCCGUGCGCUCAGCUUGGUUCAACUUUGCGGAAAUAUGUAACUGUGCCAAAUGAGACUGUAACAUGGAGCAGUCGGCCACUCUGGACGUAGAGACGCUGAAGAUUACCAAGGAGCAGUUCAUCCUUGCAUCCCAGUCCCUGCACCUCCAGCGACCAGGCUGCGAUGCUGUGUACCCAGUGGGUCUCUACGGGUGGAGGAAAAGAUGCCUCUAUUUCUUUCUGCUGCUGCUCCUGGUCACCAUGAUAGUCAACCUGGCCCUCACUGUGUGGAUCAUAAAGGUCAUGAACUUCUCACUGGAUGGGAUGGGAAACCUUCAGCUGAAUCAGGAUGGGAUUCGCCUGGAGGGAAUCUCUGAGUUUCUCCUGCCUCUCUACGUGAAGGAGAUCCAAUCCAGAAAGGACAGCUUGUUGGUCUUGCGGUCAGAAAAGAACGUAACGCUGAACGUCAGGAACAACCAAGGCCAGCUGACCGGUCAGCUCACAGUGGGACCUGAAGCUGUGGAGGCCCAGUGUCAGCGGCUGGAGGUGCGAAGUAAAGACGGAGGAAGACUGCUGUUCACUGCGAAUGAGGAGGAGGUCAGCAUGACAACUGAAAAACUCACCGUCACAGGCUCCGAAGGCGCCGUGUUCGGACAUUCGGUAGAAACUCCCCUGAUCCUGGCGAGGGCUUCUGAAGACCUUAAGCUGGAGUCUCCAACACGGACCCUGACCAUGGAGGCUCCCAGAGGGGUGGAAGUGAACGCAGCCAAGGGGCCGCUGAAGGUCAGCGGUCGAAAAGACCUACAGCUGGAGUCCACAGAGGGAGAGAUACUUUUAGACGCCAACACCAUUCAGCUGGGUGGUCUCCCACUCGGCGUCUACUCGGCAUCACCCACUCAGGCCUUCCAGGAACAGGCCGUAUACGAGGUGUGCGUCUGCCCCAGCGGUAAGAUCUACCUCUCUCCGGCAGAGAGCAGCUCCACCUGCCAGGCCAUGAGCAAUAUCUGCCUCUGGAGCUGACCUGGGAGGAGCGUCGGUUAUCAGGGGGACACCUUUUAACGUCUGCUCCGGAGCCGCUGUGACGGAGACUUCCUCCGUCGCUACAUCUGACAGAAAGUGGAACAGAGACGGAGCUCAAACCCGUUGCUGAGUUCAGAUUAGUACAGGCCGCAGUGGUCUGUCGGAGGUCAGGACUCUUGUGCCACUGACAGUGUCUGAGGAGCUGCAGUCAGAGCGGCUCUCUGAAAUCAGGAUUAUCAUGAGAAAUUUCCACUACCUUUUUCUGGAGUCAGAGGACACACCCUUUAUUUUUCUACUUUAGAGUCAUCGACAUUCAGUGGCUGUUUUGAAAGACUACAUGAGGAAAGGAAAAACACAGGUGCCUUCAUGUUACCCUUGAACCUGUGCAGAGUUUUAAUGGUAAAAGUAAGCACAAUUCUGUCAUGUUUUCCCUAAAAUAGUCCAGAUUUUUGAUUUUUUUUUUAAUAAUCUCAACAGAUAUUUUAGUUUUUUUCACUGUCAGCAGCUGUUUGAUCUGAGAUUAAAGUGAAAUUGUUUCUAUGUGGUACACAUUGUAACUGAAGUUUAAUUAAGAUCUGUUAAAAUCAUAUAUACAUGUCAUGUUGGAUUGUUCAGGUAAAGUUUUACAGGACGUCUCCACAUUAAGGUAAAUAUUCCACCUUUUUUCGAAGAUUCUGAUACCAUAACAUGAUACUAUGCUUUCAAGCAUAUCAAAACAUCUUCAUAAGCAGAUGUUUUCCCAUGUGGCAUGGAAUUGCAGGUGUUCCAAUUUCCAAUUUUGAUUUAUUUUGUUUUCAUUCCAGACUUUGGAAACAGAAGCUGAGAAAAAGAUCAUAAGGCAGUAGCUAUUCCAGAGCUUUCAGUCAUGUUUUACGACCUUCAACAUGGAUGGUAUUACUUGAAGUGCUCAGGAAAAAAAAAAUCUGCUGACAAAACAGCCACUACAUAAGCCCUGUGGUGAGUAUCUUUUUUUCAAACAAAAUAUUAAACAAAUGCUGUCUAAACUUCUCUUUAUAGAUUUUAAUACGACUCCACUCAGUGUGCAAACUGUACUUCUCUCCGAGGCACUUCUUCUCCACUGUGCCCUUCGACUCGAGAGGCUGGCUGACCUUGGCACUGCAGCUGAGAGGCAGGCAGGCAGGCAGGCAGGCAGCCAUGUGUCAGCAGGCAUGGCGGUGUGAAAAGCAUCGCUCCACUCCACUUCCUCCAUCCUUCAUCAUCGCCCUGUGGCAGAGAAACACUGGUUUGGUAAGAGCUUUGAUGGCAUUCUAAGAUGAGCUCAGUCACCCUUUCUGGUUCUUUUUUUUUUAAGUGGUACAAUCAUGGUUUUUCCAAAGAUGCACUAUGAAAUGUUACGAAAUGGGCCUGUGGGCUUUCACUAAACGAUCAAAGGGAACAGUUGAAAACCAAAACAGAUUUAGAUUAAUACUAUAGAAGAAAACCCAGCAAAGUCACACCAGGUAAUCUGGAAGCAGGGGUGUUAUUUUGGUAUUUCUGCUAAAGAAAUCACUAUAAUAGUUAAUUCUGUCUGUCAAAACCUUCAUUACCUGUAAGAGUUAAAUGAGAUUUGCAGAGCAUUACAGAGUGUU
This is a messenger RNA of Scatophagus argus, 2772 nucleotides long. Its product is annotated as zeta-sarcoglycan-like. Gene Ontology annotation, biological process: cardiac muscle tissue development; heart contraction. The record is from RefSeq and is a predicted model, not a curated record. Gene Ontology annotation, cellular component: sarcolemma; sarcoglycan complex. The transcript has 9 exons. The coding region runs from base 248 to 1183 and encodes 311 amino acids. NCBI's taxonomy places the organism in Eukaryota, Metazoa, Chordata, Actinopteri, Scatophagidae.